AUGGUGAAAUCCGUUCUUUGCAACACAACGGAGAAGGGAAAGAAUGGGGAAAGCUACAGAAAGGGGGAGUGUGCAUUUGACCAGGGUGGAUACUUUGUGAUUAAAGGAGCUGAGAAGGUCUUUAUUGCUCAAGAGCAGAUAUGCACAAAGAGACUUUGGAUUUCUAAUUCACCAUGGACCGUCUCCUACAGGUCCGAAACCAAAAGAAAUCGUUUCAUUGUGCGUCUAUCAGAGAAUCAGAAAGCUGAAGACUUUAAGAGAAAGGAGAAAGUACUGACAGUGUACUUCCUGUCAACUGAGAUCCCAGUCUGGGUCCUGUUCUUUGCGCUGGGGGUUGCGUCAGACAAAGAGGCUGUAGAUCUAAUUGCUUUCGAUGGUGGUGAUGCAAGUAUUACCAACAGCGUCGUAGCUUCGAUCCAGGAAGCUGAUUCGGUUUGCGAAGAUUUUCGCCAUGGGAGGAAUGCUCUGGCAUAUGUUGAACAGCAGAUAAAAGGCACAAAAUUCCCACCUGGUGAGAGUGUGGAUGAAUGCCUAAGUCUGUACCUGUUUCCAGGCCUCAAGAGUUUGAAGCAGAAAGCACGAUUCUUGGGCUACAUGGUGAAAUGCCUUUUUAGCGCAUAUGCUGGGAAAAGAAAGUGUGAGAACAGAGACAACUUUAGGAACAAGAGGAUCGAACUAGCUGGAGAGCUGCUGGAAAGGGAACUAAGGGUGCAUUUGGCGCAUGCUAGAAGAACAAUGACCAAAGCCAUGCAGAGACACCUCACGGGCGAUGGCGAUCUGAAGCCUAUCGAGCACUACUUGGAUGCUUCCAUUAUAACAAAUGGACUUAGUAGAGCCUUCUCCACUGGAGCAUGGUGUCAUCCUUUCAGGAAGAUGGAAAGGGUUUCAGGUGUUGUCGCUAAUCUGGGUCGUGCAAAUCCACUCCAGAGUUUGAUUGAUCUGAGGAGAACGCGGCAACAGGUCCUGUAUACCGGCAGAGUUGGAGAUGCUAGAUAUCCGUGAGUGGAAUUUCCAAAACGCCCUGCUUUGUU
This is a messenger RNA of Brassica oleracea var. oleracea, 1031 nucleotides long. Its product is annotated as DNA-directed RNA polymerases IV and V subunit 2-like. Gene Ontology annotation, molecular function: ribonucleoside binding; DNA-directed RNA polymerase activity; DNA binding. Gene Ontology annotation, cellular component: RNA polymerase II, core complex. The transcript has 2 exons. Bases 1 to 1002 code for a protein of 333 amino acids. Gene Ontology annotation, biological process: DNA-templated transcription. Lineage: Eukaryota; Viridiplantae; Streptophyta; Magnoliopsida; Brassicales; Brassicaceae. The record is from RefSeq and is a predicted model, not a curated record.